CUGUUUCAAACAGGUCACGCAAUCAAAGAGGAUCUUGAGCUAUUCGCUUACACUUCAUUAAGGCUCUUGUGUGCCGAUAUUCGAGGAGAAUUGUUGUGUCUUCAAUGUCUUCUCAGGAGACAAAGAAAGUUUCGUCCGAUGUUGCGCCGUUGCUGCCUCAUCAAUCGGACCCGUCGUUGCUCGAGGCCUUUCGGUACAUCAACUCAGUCCCGGGAAAGGAUGUACGUGGUAAGCUGAUCGAUUGCUUUCAGCUUUGGCUUAAAGUGGAAUCAACAGAGAUUUUGGACUCCAUCAAAGAUAUUGUUGGGGAUCUACACAACGCAAGUCUCCUCAUUGAUGACAUUGAAGACAACAGCAAAUUGCGGCGCGGUAACCCGGUCGCGCACAGCAUUUUCGGCAUACCACAGGUUAUCAAUUGCUCUAAUUACGUGUACUUUCUGGCUCUUGAGAAGGUCCAUGCUUUGAACUCACCGACAGCCAUGCAAGUGUUCGUUGGGGAGCUUCUGAAUCUGCAUCGAGGCCAGGGUCACGAUAUUGCUUGGCGCGAUUCAAUACGCUGUCCCACAGAAGGUGAAUACUUGACCAUGGUACAAGACAAAACGGGCGGCCUUUUUCGGCUCGCCGUAGGCCUUAUGCAGUGUUUUGCAACGACUCAUCGCGAUACAGAUUUUUCCAAUCUAGUCAACAAUCUAGCAAUGUACUUUCAAAUCCGUGACGAUUUUAUCAACCUGGCCGACGAAGAAUACAUGAAAUCCAAGUCCUUUUGUGAGGACCUGACCGAAGGCAAGUUUAGCUUUCCUAUCAUCCACGCUAUUCGGAGCGACGAAUCGGAUACAAGAAUUCUUUCCAUCUUGAAACAACGGCCUGACGAUGUCGACGUGAAGCGAUACGCACAAGUUUUGUUGAAAGACUCCGGAAGCUUGGACUAUACUCGAGAAAAGUGCAGUGCUUUGAAACGGGAUGUCGUUGCCGAAAUUGGAAAUCUAGGGGGAAAUCCUCCUUUGCUGAAGGUACUAGACAUGUUGGACGUGCAACUGGAAAAGAUGUCGAUUGAUGCACCAGGCGAACGGCGCUCGGUAGAGAUUGACGAAGCAUAA
Molecule: messenger RNA, 1097 nt
Organism: Phaeodactylum tricornutum CCAP 1055/1
Lineage: Eukaryota; Bacillariophyta; Bacillariophyceae; Surirellales; Neidiaceae
Exons: 1
Coding region: 105-1097 (330 amino acids)
Biological process (GO): isoprenoid biosynthetic process
Molecular function (GO): prenyltransferase activity
Source: RefSeq, a predicted model, not a curated record